AUGUUACGAAACAUAGAAUAUAACUUAGGAAACGAAGCGUUCUUGGUGGAGUUUACAUUUGGAGACCGCUCAUCGAAGAAUAUUACGUUAAAAAACGUAUCCCUCAGGCUAAUUCUGCACCUCAGAAUCCUGAACAAUAACAAUGAACGUAUUUCAACGGUUCAUGAGACAAUCUGGCCUACUACCCAAAGUUUUUAUGGGUAUAGCUAUUACCAGUGCUGCUGUAGUGGCCCAUAG
Leptosia nina is the source of this 237-nucleotide messenger RNA. The record is from the annotation of a GenBank genome assembly. Lineage: Eukaryota; Metazoa; Arthropoda; Insecta; Lepidoptera; Pieridae.